UGUCGCCGCCGCCGCUACCGCCGGGGCGGUUUCCGCCGCCGUUUCCCUCUGACUCGGAACCCCUCUCGGGCUGCGCCCUCCUCCUCCUCUGACCCCAUUUUUUCCGCUCGCACCGCAGGCGGGGAGGGCGGCCGGGCAGGAUCCGAAGGGGUCAGCGCGCUGGGAGCUCUCGCCGCCGUCCGGCCAGCCCCAGCGAGCCGUCGGUGCCUACAGAGCCGGCUCCUCUCCGCCCCCUGCAGCGGCGGCUUCUCCUGCCCCAAGUGCCCGGGAGCAUGCUGUUUACAUCUAAAACGUGAACAUUAUGGUGAAGAAAAGGCAUUGCCAUGAACAGUGUACUGCUUUCUUGGAGUCUCUGUAAAUCCUGCUGGUAGGAUACACACUGAGUAUAUAUUUUGCUUCAAAGACUACCAAGGAAAACUAUUUUGCGAAUGGGAUGAAUAUGCAGCCAUUGACUACUUACCAACUACAAUUUAGUGACUGAUUAACCAGCUGGAGCACUUAACUAGUGAUGUUUCCAUUCUCACAUUAUCCCGUUUGAGUUUGCUUGUCUUGUUUAAAAAAAAAAAAAAAAAAAUUCAAAGUGGAGUACCGUAAACUUGAUAUGGAUGGUAAAAAGAAAGACAAGGACAAACCAGAUGAUAGAAUGGCACGGCCUAGUGGACGAUCAGGUCACAAUCCACGUGGCACUGGCUCUUCGAACUCUGGAGUGUUAAUGGUUGGACCUAACUUUAGAGUUGGCAAAAAAAUUGGAUGUGGUAAUUUUGGAGAACUACGAUUAGGAAAAAAUUUGUACACAAAUGAAUAUGUGGCAAUUAAGCUGGAGCCAAUGAAAUCCAGAGCACCACAGCUACACUUGGAAUACAGAUUCUACAAGCAAUUAGGAUCUGGAGACGGUAUACCUCAGGUUUACUAUUUUGGCCCUUGUGGCAAAUAUAAUGCCAUGGUGCUAGAACUACUGGGACCUAGCUUGGAAGACCUAUUUGACCUGUGUGAUAGGACAUUUUCUCUUAAAACCGUUCUUAUGAUAGCUAUACAGUUGAUUUCUCGUAUGGAAUAUGUCCAUUCAAAGAACUUGAUAUACAGAGAUGUAAAACCUGAGAACUUCUUAAUAGGACGACCAGGAAACAAAACCCAGCAAAUUAUUCAUAUUAUAGAUUUUGGUUUGGCAAAGGAGUAUAUAGAUCCAGAAACAAAGAAGCACAUACCAUAUCGAGAACACAAGAGCCUUACAGGAACAGCUAGAUACAUGAGUAUAAAUACACAUUUAGGAAAAGAACAAAGUAGAAGAGAUGAUUUGGAAGCUUUAGGACAUAUGUUUAUGUAUUUUCUCAGAGGGAGCCUUCCAUGGCAAGGUUUAAAGGCUGAUACAUUAAAAGAACGUUAUCAGAAAAUUGGAGACACAAAACGAGCAACACCUAUCGAAGUAUUGUGUGAAAACUUUCCAGAGGAAAUGGCUACAUAUCUGCGUUAUGUAAGAAGGCUAGAUUUUUUUGAAAAACCAGACUAUGACUACUUAAGAAAACUCUUUACAGACUUAUUUGAUCGGAAGGGCUAUAUGUUUGAUUAUGAAUAUGACUGGAUUGGGAAACAGCUGCCUACUCCAGUGGGCUCAAUUCAUUCAGACCCCGCACUGUCAUCAAACAGAGAAGCGCAUCAGCACAGAGAUAAGAUGCAACAAUCCAAAAAUCAGUCGGCAGACCACAGGGCAGCUUGGGACUCCCAGCAGGCCAAUCCCCAUCACUUGAGAGCUCACCUUGCAGCUGACAGACAUGGUGGCUCGGUACAGGUUGUAAGCUCAACAAAUGGAGAAUUGAACACAGAUGACCCAACUGCAGGCCGUUCGAACGCUCCUAUCACAGCCCCUACAGAAGUAGAAGUAAUGGAUGAAACAAACUGCCAGAAAGUGUUGAACAUGUGGUGCUGUUGUUUUUUCAAGCGAAGGAAAAGGAAAACUAUUCAACGCCACAAAUGACUCUGGAAGCAGGCAGAACAUGGGGAAUUACUUUCUUGUUCAUCUGCUGUCUUGUGAUUAAAACAAAAAAAAUCAUUUCUGUAGUGACCACAAAUUAUUUUCAAAGACUCCAUCUUAAACAAAAAUGUCAUGCCUCCGUGCUUUGAUUUGGUUGUCCUUCAUUUGUAUUUUGUUUUUCAUCCAUCUCUUCUGGAAGCUUUAAAGUUUUAUGAAACAUGAGUGCUUCUUUGACCAUCAGUAAAUGGACCAGUGAAAUGGUACAAAUGAACACUGCUCUAUCUUCAGCAAAACUAAACUUCAAAAGCAUUUCUUCUGUCCUAGAAAGCAAUUAGCAGUGUCUUAGCUGAAGAUCAGAUAUGUCAUAAAUCUGGUUUUUGAUGAGUUCUAUAACAGCAUGUUGAAAGCAGUCUUUUCAAGUGGAUAAUGAAGAAGAAAAAUAUAGUUGCCCAAGCAUUUAAAAAUAAUAAAAAGUCUUACCUUAAGAUUUCUUAUUGUCUGUGACAUCUGCGUUGAUUGUUCAGUAUUACUGAUGGUACUGCAGUCCCAAAUUGUAUUGUAUUAGCAUUAAAUCCUCUCCAUGAUAUGGUACAGUCACUACCUGGAGAUACUGAGGAAGAAGCUAGAUGGAUUCUGCUGAUGGCAAUGGUCUAUGCUGUAGUUGCUAAUGAACAAAAAGAUAUCAUCAGUAGAAUCUGGGUUUGAAAAUGUGCUUUUGUUGUGCCUCUAAUGGAGUUGCAGUAUAGUAGAAAUGGCAACAAUGCUUGUACAAAAAUACAAAUGUUUGUAUAAUGUAAGUUGUGCUUCUGGUUACAUUAGACAGGAAGAUGAAAUACUUUCAAAAGAGAGAAGAUAUUUAAGAGUUAUAAAAUACACUAAGAGGAAAUAAAUGUGAAUCUGCUUAAAGUGGAAUGGGAAUUAAAGCCUACAGUUCCCAUGAAGGCUACUGCUGAAUGGCAACAUCCUCCUUAAACUGAAAAUUUGGAUGUGCCAUGUAACUGUUAGAUCUUGUUGGUAAAUUAUUUUACUCAUUGAUUUAAUUAAAAAAAAAAAAAAAAAAAAGGGCAAUGGAAAUGGGUUGAACUUAUACUGCCUUCUCUGUGUACUAGACUGUAGUACCUAAAACUUCGCUGUAGUUUUCUGGAACCUUCUUAACUUUCUGUGUAAUAUUGCAACUGAUGUAAGAUAUUAGGGAAAGGAUGGAUCAGGUACUUUCCCCCACAGUCCUUUGAAGUGCCUGCAAUAUCUAUAAACCAGCUGUUCUGUAGAAAAGGCAGCCCAUUCCAUUUUUUCAAGUCUGCUUCUUUUAAAGCCAUAAUGACAGAGGUGUGCUUUUGUCAUAUUUAGCUGCAAGUACUUGGAGAGAUGGAAUAAAAGGACGGAAGUGGCUAGACAGACUUGUUGACCAAAACUCAGAUUAAUUCUCACAAUUUUUUAAAAAGCCUCCAAGAGCUAACUUGUAAUUUUUUUUUUCUGUCAACAUAUGCCUUCUGGCAUACUUAUUUAUUUUUUAAUCUGUUUUGUGGUAACAUUCAAAAUGUGUAUUAAACUAGAUAAGUGCACACCUUUGAAUUCAUUAUUGCAUUUACAGGGAUUUUAGUUGUAUUUUAUAAUUUAUUUUUUCUUACCUGCCAAAACUGCAGUGCAUUGUUUUGAUGAAUGAUGUGCUCACAUGAACACAAAAAUGUGUAAUCUGGUCAUUGUCACUGUUGCUGUUAAUGAUCUUGUUAAAUUUUUGUUUUAAAAACCUGAACUUGGCCUACAAAAGUAUAUACUGUAUAACUGGGUCAACAGUUUCCACUCAAUCUGUUUGUAUUACUGAUUGUCUUAAACUUAUGGACAGUUACAUAAUGUUCUUUAUUUUGAUUUGAGCUGAAGAAGUAGGUUGACUUGACCAUUCUAAUGUGAAAUCCUGUCUGUCUUUGCAGUAUUUGACCAAAUUUGUCACUCCAUAAUAUUUGUAAAUACAUGCAGUAUUGUAUUUCUUAUCCUACAGUUUAGUUUAAUUCUCAAGGGGUGUUUGGCCUGUACAGUGUUUAUAUGAUUUGAACUCCUUACACACAAGAUGUGUAUAUUAAUCCAAUUAUGGACUUAAAUAUAAAAAAAAUAUAAAAUCUGUUUAUUUGCUGCAAAGACCAGUAUCCAGACAUUUUGCUUUUUAGCAAUAUUUUUAAGUGCUCUGUUUUAAUGCCGAGGAACAUUUCCUUCUGGCAACACACACUGGUCAAUAAUAAUUAAAGCAGGUAUGUUCAGGUUAAGCAACAAUGUUUUGCGUUUGUAUGCUUUUUCCCUUCUAAACUAAUGAAGUCAACAUUUUCUGAAUGUCAGAAAAAUUAAAUCCCUGUUUAAAAUUAUGUAACUGAAGAAGGAAAAAAAAAAUAAAGGUAGUUUUUUUUU
Messenger RNA from Trachemys scripta elegans, 4366 nucleotides. RefSeq names its product casein kinase 1 gamma 3 (gene CSNK1G3). Gene Ontology annotation, cellular component: nucleus; plasma membrane; cytoplasm. Gene Ontology annotation, molecular function: protein serine/threonine kinase activity; ATP binding. The record is from RefSeq and is a predicted model, not a curated record. NCBI's taxonomy places the organism in Eukaryota, Metazoa, Chordata, Testudines, Emydidae. The coding region runs from base 602 to 1972 and encodes 456 amino acids. Gene Ontology annotation, biological process: peptidyl-serine phosphorylation; signal transduction; endocytosis. The transcript is spliced from 15 exons.